Messenger RNA from Gordionus sp. m RMFG-2023, 575 nucleotides. RefSeq lists its product as uncharacterized. The record is from RefSeq and is a predicted model, not a curated record. The coding region runs from base 12 to 575 and encodes 187 amino acids. The transcript is spliced from 5 exons. Lineage: Eukaryota; Metazoa; Nematomorpha; Gordioida; Chordodea; Parachordodidae.
CCACUCUGUAAAUGAUACCUUCCUCAUAUAGAAGGUCAAAAUAUUAUAAAAACAAAAUAUAUUUUACCUAUAAUUCACCCACCUGCAAUGGAAAAGGUUACAGUGUAAAUAACCUAUUUACUUUGACCACAGCAUGCAAUGAUGUUUGCAAAUAUUUGACUGCAAGAAGAGAAAUAUCUGGCAUUCUGGCUGGUGAUGGAGACAGAAAUGUGGUGAUAUCUGGGGUCUUUUUGGAAGAAGAUCAAGAACCCGUUUCUUCCAAUCUCAAUCAAGUGCAAGAGGCUGGGGAGAGUGUUGGAGGAAUAUCUGGCAAUCAGGCUGGUGAUGGAGAUAGAAAUGUGGUGAUAUCUGGGGUCUUUUUGGAAGAAGUUCAAGAUCCUUUAACUCAAAUCAUAGAACUACCUCUACAUUUCCCAUUCUUAGAUGAAAGUUUUAUAGAUGAAGAAGAUGUAGUAGAUACCUCCAUUGCAGCUAAUAGCUCUGAUACUUUUCCAGUAAUAGUUAAUAGCAUUCAAUCUUCAUUCUUAAAUAUCGAACAACCAUAUAAUUUUAUUCUUUCCCCAAAAAAUCACUAA